Cooperia oncophora is the source of this 573-nucleotide messenger RNA. NCBI's taxonomy places the organism in Eukaryota, Metazoa, Nematoda, Chromadorea, Rhabditida, Trichostrongylidae. The record is from the annotation of a GenBank genome assembly.
CAAGACAACAGUGCUGAGAAGAAUCGUGUUCCAAAGACUCGUCGCCACAAAAAGAAGACGUCACCAGCUCGAAAGAUCACACAUUUUCUUUUUGGCUACCCAGAAGGCCCUGAAGAACCACCAGAGGAAAUUCUACGGUAUACGUCGAGACCGAAGCAUCUUUUGAUACGGUGUUUGGCAGUUGUAAUCGAUAGCCCGUUCAGAUAUUCAGUUCUCGAUCAACACCUCCCGCUGAAAGUCACCACUACGCCGUCUUCACCUGAUCAUGAAGAUGACGGGCCGCAGUUCAUGUAUCUUGAAGCUCCUCCUACCGACUGUUACUGUGAUGAAUCAUGCACCGUACUGGGUGACUGCUGUUCGGACUACACCUACGUGUGUCCCCGAAGAGACUGUCGAGUGUCAGAAUGGGCUGAAUGGGAGCCAUGUGUACCGGAUGAAGGUAGCUGUGGCACAGGUGUAGAGCAGCGAGUGCGACAAAUCAUUGAUCCUCCUGCAAGAGGCGGAAAAGAGUGUCCAGCGCUCAAGGAGAUGCGUACUUGCUUCAAACAAUGCGCACAGAGACGUUCACUCGAC